Mercurialis annua (annual mercury) is the source of this 1530-nucleotide messenger RNA. RefSeq names its product protein STRICTOSIDINE SYNTHASE-LIKE 10-like. NCBI's taxonomy places the organism in Eukaryota, Viridiplantae, Streptophyta, Magnoliopsida, Malpighiales, Euphorbiaceae. The record is from RefSeq and is a predicted model, not a curated record. Gene Ontology annotation, molecular function: strictosidine synthase activity. The transcript has 3 exons. Bases 138 to 1262 code for a protein of 374 amino acids. Gene Ontology annotation, biological process: biosynthetic process.
CAACAAAACUGAAAAUUACACAAGCAUUUCCAUUUCCAUUUCCACAAUGUGAGCAAAGAAAUAGUCAAAAUCAUAUAGUAAUUUUUUUGCCUGAAUUAAAACUAGAUAAGCACAACAAACACUGAAAAAAAAAAGCCAUGAACAGAAAUUUGACAGUAGGUGCAGCAGCAGCAGCUACGCUAGUGGCAAUCCUCUCGAUAAUCAUAACGAAUCCCAACAACAUAUUUGCACCACCUCCUAUACCUUCAUCUAAUGACAAUCUCCACUCUGCUAAAAUCGUUCCGGUGACCGGAGCUGUAGGACCGGAGAGCAUUGUUUUUGAUGCAAAUGGAGAAGGACCCUACACUGGUGUUGCUGAUGGUAGAAUCCUCAAGUGGCAAGCAGAUCCCCUCGGCUGGGUUGAAUUCGCUGUCACUUCUUCUAAUAGGAAGGAGUGCAUUCGACCAUUUGCACCAGAACUGGAGCAUGUUUGUGGAAGGCCAUUGGGACUGCGGUUCGAUAAGAAAACUGGAAAUCUCUACAUUGCUGAUGCCUAUUUAGGUCUUCAAGUAGUAGGUCCAGAUGGAGGCUUAGCAACUUCUGUAGUCUCUCAAGUUGAGGGUCAUCCCUUUCGCUUCACCAAUGAUUUGGAUAUUGAUGAGCAGGAGGAUGUGAUCUACUUCACAGAUACCAGCAAAGUCUUUCAAAGAAGGCAAUUUAUGGCAGCAGUUUUGGAAUAUGACAAGACCGGUAGGUUGCUAAAGUAUGAUAAGUCAAACAAGAACGUAACAGUCUUACUAGAAGGCCUGGCUUUUGCAAAUGGUGUAGCUUUGAGCAAGGACCGCUCCUUUGUAUUAGUAGCCGAAACCACUAGUUGUCAGCUAACAAGAUAUUGGCUUCAUGGCCCUAAUGCUGGAAAGGUAGAUGUUUUUGCAAAGCUUCCGGGGUUCCCUGAUAACAUCAGAAGAAAUUCAAAAGGGGAGUUUUGGGUAGCUUUGCAUUCCAAAAAAGGACUUUUAGCUAAGCUGGUUUUGUCGAACCCAUUGAUCGGAAAGACACUAUUGAAGUUUCCGUUUAGCUUUGUGCAACUGCAUUCAAUGUUAGUCGGAGGAAAGCCACAUGCAGCUGCUAUAAAGCUGAGUGAGGAUGGAAAAGUUGUCGAGAUUUUAGAAGAUUCCGAUGGCAAGACAUUGAGGUUUAUUAGUGAAGUGGAAGAGAAGGAUGGAAAGCUUUGGAUUGGGUCAGUUUUAAUGCCGUUCCUUGGUAUUCAUUAUUCGCACUAAAUCUUGCAAAUAAGUUUGAAGUCUAGUUUCUGUAGUGGACCAAUUCGUUAAAAUGCCGCCAAGCCACCAUGACUUUAUUGCAGCUCGUGCUGUUCAUAACUAAGAAUUGUUUUUUCUUUUCGUGCUUGCUACAUCAAAAACUAAAUCACAAGUUUUUGAUAAAAAAAGUAGCCAUGCUAGUAAGCUUUGUAUUAUGAAUACUCUUACACUUUACAGGUGCUAUUUUUGGAUAUAUUUUCUAGUUCCAUGAGCAGGUUGAUGUACUCAA